Messenger RNA from Purpureocillium takamizusanense, 1572 nucleotides. Its product is annotated as Cholinesterase. Bases 1 to 1572 code for a protein of 523 amino acids. The transcript has 2 exons. NCBI's taxonomy places the organism in Eukaryota, Fungi, Ascomycota, Sordariomycetes, Hypocreales, Ophiocordycipitaceae. The record is from RefSeq and is a predicted model, not a curated record.
AUGAAGCUGACGGCCUUCAUCCUUGUUCCGGUCGCCGCGGCCAUCAAGCCACUGGUCGACCUUGGGUACGCCAAGUAUCAAGGCACAGACAAUGGCGGCGUGAGUCAAUGGCUGGGCAUCAGAUACGCUGCACCGCCAGUUGGGCGACUUCGAUUCACCAAGCCAGCGGACCCGAUCGUUGAAGGCAAAGUUCAGCAGGCGAACAAGCACGGCUUGAUUUGCCUGGGUACGGACCAGCCGCCGACAGACGACACGUUCAAGGCGCAAUCGGAGGACUGCUUGUUCCUCGACGUGUAUGCGCCAUCCAACGCAACUGCAGAGUCCAAACUGCCCGUCUUCGUCUUCAUCCAGGGCGGUGGCUUCGUGUCCAAUAGCAACAGCAACUACAACGGCGGCGGCCUGGUUGCGGCCGGCGACCACGGCCUCAUCGUGGUCACAUUCAACUACCGCGUCGGCGCCUACGGAUUCUUGACUGAUGGCAACCGUGCUACGCCGAACAACGGGCUCUGGGAUCAGGUCAAGGCUCUGGAGUGGGUGCGGAAGCACAUUGCCAAGUUUGGCGGCGACCCAAAACACGUCGUUAUCGGUGGAGACUCGGCGGGCGCGGCGAGCGUCUCGUACCACUUGACGCGGGGCGGCGGACGGGACUACGACCUGUUUGUCGGGGCGGCUGCCGAGUCGGUGUCUUUCUCGACAGUCCUGACGACGAGAGAAUCGCAGUACCUGUAUGACGGGUUUGCAGUGCGGGCUGGCUGCGCUACCAAAGACAGCCUGCAGUGCCUGCGGAGCAAGUCGACCAAGGAGCUCCAGGAGGCCAACGUCAACGUGCAACCUCUGCCCGGCGCGCAGGACCCUCAACUGUUUGCGUGGAACCCAGUCAUUGACGGCGACUUUAUCACCGAGCUUCCAUAUGACGCGUACAAGAAAGGGCACUUUAUACGGGUUCCGGUUAUCAUCGGCGACGACACAAACGGCGGGACGAGCUUUGCCCCAAGGGACACGACGACCCUGCCAGAGAUGAACACGUUCCUCCGCAAUCAAUUCCCUCUACUUACCCCAUCCGACCUCGAGACCAUCGACGCGCUGUAUCCCAACGCAAACGACACCUGCCCUCACAUCGGCUGCCGCUGGAGGCAAGUCAGUGACGCCUACGGCCAGAUGCGGUACACGUGUCCCGGCUUGUACAUCAGCCAGCAGUACGCAUCUCGGCACUCGUCGUCGUCGUGGGCGUACCGCUGGAACGUGGAGGAUCCGGAGCAGGUUGCGCAGGGCCUGGGCGUGCCGCACACCGUCGAGGUACACGCCAUAUUCGGGCCCUCGAAUACCAAGGGCGCGCCCGCAAGCUACAGUGGCAGCAACGCGCAUGCCGUCACGGUGGCGCAGGGCUACUGGUCGAGCUUCAUCCGCACUCUGAAUCCCAACACACAUCGCGCGCAGGGUUCUGCUGAAUGGACGGAGCGCGGCCGGCUUGUGGUCAACACGGGUGGUCGCACAGAGAUGGAGGACCUUUCUUGGGGGCUGCAACGGGCUUGCCGAUUCUUUGCGGAUAUUGGGCCGAGGAUCAAGCAGUGA